Molecule: messenger RNA, 1272 nt
Organism: Bolinopsis microptera
Lineage: Eukaryota; Metazoa; Ctenophora; Tentaculata; Lobata; Bolinopsidae
Product: solute carrier family 35 member G1-like
Exons: 3
Coding region: 7-981 (324 amino acids)
Cellular component (GO): membrane
Source: RefSeq, a predicted model, not a curated record
AAAAACAUGGAGACUUCUCUGAGGAGCAAAGCGUUUGGGCUACUCUUUACAGGGACAUCAGGUGUUUGCUUUGCUUGUGCCUCACUCUUUGUAAAGCUGUGUGGAGACGUUCCUAUCUCGCUGAUAAUCCUAGUGAGGUCUCUACUUCAGAUAAUUACCUCACUCAUUCUCAAUCUGGCCUGCUGGAGACAACCCUUCAAUCCUAAAGGGAAGAUGGAGAUGCUUGUUGGGUUUGGAGUGCUGGGUUUUCUGGCAGUAUACGGGAUAUACCUCUCCUUCCAGAGCAUCUCCCUGGGAGAGGCCACGGUGAUUAUCUCCACGUGUCCAGUAUUUGUGGCCAUUCUGGAGAGAGUCCUGCUUAAAGUUUCUGUUCCAGUGUCCACUACUAUAUCUGGUCUGGUGUGUAGUACGGGGGUGGUCAUCCUUACUCACUCUGCUAUGGGUGAGGACCUACAUCCUAUGUCUGGCCUGGGCUUUGCGAUUGUUACUCUAGCCACUAUCGCUCAAGCUGCAACCUUCAUACUUGUCAGACAGAUGAACAUCCACUUUGUAGUGCCGGUUUUCUAUUUAGGCAUUUCCAACACUCUCCUUAGUAUACUGGUGGCAGGACCUCAAUUAUCCCUGGAGUCGCUCCACAACAUACCUCUGGAUCAGUGGGGCUGGCUUCUCCUCGUCAGUGGAUUCGCUGUGACUGGAAGUUUCACACUGAACGUGGGCUUACAACAUGAACAAGCAGCUAUGGUAGCUCUAAUCAGGAAUGUGGACAUCGUCAUAGCUUACAUCUUCGACUUCCUGAUCUUCAAGCACAGUUUCUCUGCGAUGUCACUGUUCGGAGGUGGACUGGUUAUCCUAGCCACCAUAGGAAGUGGACUUGUAAGUCUACUCCAAGAGACGGACUACAAGAAAGUUAGACGUGAUUCUGUAAACCUUGAAAGUGAAGCAACGUUAGCCUCUCCAAGAGACGGACUACAAGAAAGUUAGAUGUGAUUCUGUAAACCUUGAAAGUGAAGCAACGUUAGCCGCUUCAAGUUGAGAAUAACUUUGUGGUGCUGGUUUGGUAGAUAUGUGGCCAUAGACAAGCUAAUCAUUAGAGACAAUCGAAUCGCAAUUUUAAUUUUAUCCAUUAAUAAUAUUUGUAAAUUCCGUUUCUUUUGCCAAAUAAAACGACUGAUAUCAAAUUUUCAUAAAUAGUUUUAACAUUAUUAUAUUGAUGAUAAUUGUGACAAAAUGUCCUGUAUACUUUUGGCUAUGAACGUAACGAUAUUUACAAUG